AUGGCCACCAUCUCACACUCCAAGCGACCACACUUCCUCAGCAACAACCGAAGCGGGAGCAGCGUCUCCUCACGCUCCUUCUCCGCACCCGUUGAACACUCGCUAAGGGAAUACCCACGUGUCUUCCAGGGCACCGAUGCCGUGCCUCAGAACCAGAGGGUAGCCCUCCACCGAAUCAUCGACACACACCAAGCUCUCGAUCUCAAGUACGAGCAAGAGCAAGUCUCCACACCCACCAGCACCACAAGCGGACGGCCAACGUCGUCGUCUUCCUCCAUCCUAUCCAACGACCCCUUCACCCUCGACCUCAACAGCCUACCCGUCCAAGACGCAGAAAUUCGAGCCUUCCGCUACCUCCUCCGACUCUGGGACCCAAAAUCCUAUCCCGAAGACCCAGAAUUCGAUGCCGCCAUCGCACCCCGCAAAGGGCAGUUUGAAGAAAAAGCAAUGAAGCACUUCAUCAACCGCGUGGCACUCUGGGACGUAAGCGGCGACGCAGGCCAGGGCAUGACUCGGAGCAUCUUUGCUUUCCGGCGAAGACGCUCACGGGCGAAGAGCGUGUCACAGACGCUGAACGAGGGCGCGGACGAAGGACGGGAUGCGCUCAAGGAGGCUACGACGAGAGAGGGGCUAGCGCAGCUCAUAUGGACACUACUGCAUGAUCCCAAGGUGCUGAAUGAAUCGGCGCUUGGGGAUAGGUGUAUGGAGGCGCUGAAGGAGAUGUAUCGGCUGACGUCGCCGACGGGUUGA
Molecule: messenger RNA, 750 nt
Organism: Bipolaris zeicola 26-R-13
Lineage: Eukaryota; Fungi; Ascomycota; Dothideomycetes; Pleosporales; Pleosporaceae
Exons: 1
Coding region: 1-750 (249 amino acids)
Source: RefSeq, a predicted model, not a curated record